Molecule: messenger RNA, 573 nt
Organism: Cylindrotheca closterium
Lineage: Eukaryota; Bacillariophyta; Bacillariophyceae; Bacillariales; Bacillariaceae
Source: the annotation of a GenBank genome assembly
AUGGUUCUCUAUCUACUGUACUUCAAGGCCGAAUUGGAAAACGUCGGAGAAGUCAAAUUGCGGACCCACGGCAUUCAUUUGCGAAUCUCGGUCCGCAAUCCUCAAGACGGCAACGAAACCCGAGACAAUGUCAUUGUGGACCCCAGCGAACCAUUGGAACCAGAAGGAGGCGAAUCGAGUAGUAAGGAAGGACCUCAUCAUUUUCGUCUCAAAUGGGAGGGCAGCAAGAAAUCUUCGACACUCCAAGUUUUGAGCGAGGCAGAAGCGGCAACCGCACUCAAGAAAUCGAAAAAGAAGAAAAAUAAGGGCAAUAAGGCGAAUGAUGAUGGUACACCACGAAGUUACACGGCCGACGAUGCCGGGGACUGGGUGCCGAUAUUGGCUAUGGAAUGUCGUGGGUUGGAACCGUAUGCGUUUAGUCCAAUGAAGGAUGAAUUUGUUGUCAUGAGCGAAGGCGGGACAAUUUUUGACGACGACAUCGAGUUGGGCGAUGGCGAUUGGGCCGAGUACGAUGCGGAGAACGAUGCUCCAAUCUCCAUGGAAGACAUUUCCUUUAAAUUUGAGGCACUGUAA